CAUUUGGGCAUCAGGCCGCCGCUGCUCGGCCUCUUCUCUGCGCACAUCUGGAUCCCCCACAUCUGCAGGGCAGAGGUCUCUCCAGAGCUUCCUGCUGCGCUCCACUGGUUCCCCAGCUGAUUUCAGGACAACAGGACCCGAACCUGACCCUUUAUGGAAACUAUUACACCUGCGUCGCGCGCAAUAAGGCGCGAGGCGGCGAUCAGCGCGCGCGGCGCCGCGGAGGGAAAGAUGCUGAUCGGGGAUCAGCCGCGCUCCUCUGUGCGCAGCUCUGCUGGCUGGGACUCUCCUCCUCGGGCCACGUGUGAGGGCUGCACGCGCAUCAUCUCGGACCGCUUCCUGAAGAGGGUCAACGGCGCGUCUUGGCACGAGGAGUGCCUGCAGUGCGCCGCGUGCCAGCAGCCGCUCACCGCCACCUGCUACUUCCGGGACAGCAAGCUGUACUGCAGGAGCGACUACCGGAG
Cyprinodon variegatus (sheepshead minnow) is the source of this 464-nucleotide messenger RNA. RefSeq names its product LIM homeobox transcription factor 1-beta-like. The annotation marks the transcript as partial. NCBI's taxonomy places the organism in Eukaryota, Metazoa, Chordata, Actinopteri, Cyprinodontiformes, Cyprinodontidae. The record is from RefSeq and is a predicted model, not a curated record. Gene Ontology annotation, biological process: neuron differentiation; regulation of transcription by RNA polymerase II. Gene Ontology annotation, cellular component: nucleus. The transcript has 2 exons. Gene Ontology annotation, molecular function: RNA polymerase II transcription regulatory region sequence-specific DNA binding; DNA-binding transcription factor activity, RNA polymerase II-specific.